Molecule: messenger RNA, 9303 nt
Organism: Cyclocybe aegerita
Lineage: Eukaryota; Fungi; Basidiomycota; Agaricomycetes; Agaricales; Hemipholiotaceae
Source: the annotation of a GenBank genome assembly
AUGUGGUGGUUAGAUCCUGGCAAAGAGGUUUUGGGUGUGCUCUUCAACCGCAUACUCGCGCCGUAUGUGAUGAAUCUUGACUUGAAUCAAGUCAACUAUGGAAUAGGACAAGGUCAACUUACACUCCGCAACCUUAAGCUGAAGAAAGGGGCGUUAGAUAAAUUUCAACUCCCGGUUGAUGUAUUGGAAGGCCAUCUCGGAAAAUUCACGUUGUCUCUCCACUGGAUGAACUUGGGUAAUCAGCCUGUUGAAAUCCUUGUCGAAGAUGUGUACCUUCUCGUGGUUCCAUCACCCCAGACCAGCACGAAUCCUGAAGAAGACGAAGCAAGGGCGCAGGCUGCGAAGGCAGAACGUCUGGAAAAUGCGGAGCUGUUACAUGUCCGCGGUCAAGCAGAGGCUCAAACGACUGACUCGCCGCAGACGCAGGGUCUCCUUCAAUCUCUCAUUACUAAAAUUAUCAACAAUGUACAAGUAACGAUCAAAAAUAUUCAUAUACGAUAUGAAGAUAACAUGAGUGUCUCAGGGCACCCAUUUGCCGCCGGUGUUACUCUGGCAGGGUUUACCGCCGUGUCUGUCAACAAAAAUUGGGAGCCAGCGUUCAUAGAAAGCACGGCAGGUGCCAUAUAUAAGCUAGCAAAACUUCAAUCUCUGGCCCUAUAUUUUGACACAGAUGCGACAAGUAUGGCGGGCCUUCCGACAGCUGAAUCGAUAAAAAGGUUCUCGGCGAUGAUUUCUCACAGCGAUGACGAUGGCCAACACCAGUACAUUCUGAAACCCGUUUCGGGAGAAGGCAGAAUAACGGUCAACCACAAAAUAGACCGUGAAACGCCGCGGUUCGACGUCCAACUCCUAUUCGAGGAAAUUGGAGUUGUACUCGACGAUAAUCAGUAUCGUGACGCAAUCUCCUUGGUGGAUAUGUAUCAUGUGUAUUUGCGCAAGCGACAGUACGGGAAAUAUCGACCAUCGGAUAUUGAAUUUAGCACGAAUUCGGCCAAGGCCCGCCUUCAAUAUGCAGGGAAGGCCAUUCUUGAAGGCGUCCGAGAGAAGAACAGGAAAUGGACCUGGAAAUACUUCGCGGAACGGCGUGACGACCGGGUUGCGUACGUUGGACUGUUUCAGAAGAAGCAACUGUCGUCCUUAGUAGGGCCGGAUCUUCAAGACUUUGAACGCUUAGAGAAGAAGCUGGUGUACGAAGACAUCAGGUUCUAUCGUUCUAUCGCACGAUCGAAGCUGAAGAAAGACAUAGCUCUUCGACAGAAGCUAGAGGCGGAAAAGCAACAGCAGCAACCUCAGAAACAAGGCUGGGUUGGAUGGCUAUGGGGAUCGACUUCCACGGCUACUCCGGAGGACCCUACUUUUGGAGGGCCCAUGACCGACGAGCAGAGAAAGCAACUAUAUGAUGUGUUGGACUACGACGAGAAGGCUGCUCUGGCAGAUGCGUUACAAGUCCCGCGCGACUCGUUGAAGAUGCGAGCAAGCGCCAAACUCGACAAAGGGUCUUUUACCCUGAAGACGGAUCCUCAUGGCACGAACACCGAAGUGACAUCAAUUGUUUUUGACGUUUUCGCAGCGCACUUCACGCAGCGUCCCGACAACUUCGAAACUUCGAUAUCCCUCAAUGGCUUUAGAGUGUUUGAUGGAUCGACACGAAAUACGCUAUAUCCUCAGAUUGUCCACGUCAAGACAGAUGAAAUCGGCGACAGCAGACGCUCUAUUGCCGCACAAGAAGAAGAGUCAAACCCCUUCUUUUUCGUCCAGUUCGAGAACAAACCGUUGGAUGAGCGUUCGGAUAGCGCUUUGACCGUCCGGAUGCGACACAUGGAGAUUAUCUAUCAUAAAGGUUAUGUCGAAGCCAUUUACAGGUUCUUCAAGCCACCUGCCAGUCAACUUGAAUCAGUGGAAGCCCUUUUGAAUGUCGCCAGUCAAACGCUAGAAGGACUGAGAAGGGAGACGAGAGCUGGACUAGAAUAUGCACUUCAAACACACAAAACGAUCGACAUUCAGAUGGACAUGAAUGCGCCCAUUAUCAUCAUCCCUGAGGAUGUGACGACGAAUCACUGCAAACACCUCAUUGUCGAUGCCGGCCACAUUGCUAUCGAGAGUGAUCUUGUGUCCAAGGAAGCGAUACGCACUAUACACCAGAAACGCAAUCAAAAGUACACCGAAGAGGAUUAUAGGAAUUUAGAGGCGUUGAUGUACGACAAGAUGUCACUGAGGCUAGAAGACGCCCAAUUUAUCAUCGGAGACAAUCUGCAAUCCUGCCGGGAGGCGCUUGCUUCUAAAUCAGGCGACUCCUUGCAUCUUCUCGAAAGGAUUAAUGUCGACCUUCGAAUAGAUAAAUCGAUUGUCCCAACGGCUCUGAACUUAACCCAAUUCAAGAUCUCAGGCAAUCUGCCUUCGCUUCAAGUCAAUAUUUCGGACACCAAGUACAAGGCAUUAAUACGCCUCAUUGACGUAUGUAUCCCCAACUUUGGGAACGAUGACAGCGUGCAACAGACUCGACAAGCACUUGCGCCUCCUUCGGGAAGGUUUCAGCUUCCCACUUCACUGUUCAGGCAAACGGAGACAGAAUACUUCGUCGACGAGGACGAGAAACAAGGCCAGAAUGAUCGAAAAGGUGGUGCACUUACAGAUCCGACGGAAGAUCAGUUUUUCGAGGCAGAGGAAGGAUCAUCGGAAGAGCAUCCUGAACUCCGGCAACACAUAUUUGAACUUGAUUUCAAAGUCGACAGGUUGAGCGUUGUGAUAUCAAAAUCGGCCAAGGAUGGCACUGACCGGCUCCUGGGCAAUUUACAUCUAAAGAGCUUUUUGCUGUCUUUUGCUCUCGCGAAAUACGACAUGAAUGUGGAUAUUGAUCUGAGCUCCGUCUCGAUGACAUUGGUCCAGCCAGGCGAGAGUGACAUCCACUUCGUAUCCACCCCAGAGUUGGAUUCUUCCGACGGUCAGGAGCUUCUAAAAAUUGCUUAUACACGAGUCCAACGGGAAUCCCCGGAGUUCACGACAGCGCAUGAAGGCGUUGAUCAGAAUGUCGAUAUAAGAAUGUCGACACUGGUGUUUUGUGCUUCACCUGAGCCUGUUCUGGCGCUCUAUGACUUUAUCAUGACAACGUUUGUUCCGAAUACAAGACAAGCUGACUCAACAAUACCAGGGGUGGGAACGGUGGAAACUCCUGACAUUAAUAAUGCAUUGCAAUCGGCCAUCGAGAGCAAAAUUCGCGUGAUCCUGAAGCUUGAAGGGGUGCGAAUCGUAUUAAUGAAUGAAGCCGUGACUCUUGCGACCCUUUCUCUCUCAACUGCUGAUUUAACUGUAGUCGUUCGCCCCAAGACGCUGCGAGUCGCUGGCCGCUUGGGUAGUCUGGCGCUGAUAAACGAGAUCCAAGGCAUUGCUAUUACCGAUGACUUUAAUCAACUCAUGUCCAUCGACGGCCAAAACUUCGCGGAUUUCAACUAUCAAACGUUUGACGCAGAAGAUGACAAUCAUACCGGAGUGAAAUCGUCUGUUCUCCUCAACGCUGCAUCCAUCAAGUUCCAUCUCAUGGAAAGGCCUCUCCAUGAGCUCUACAUGUUUAUUCUCAAACUCGCCAAGCUGAAAGGUCUUUAUGAUGCUGCCACCCAAGUUGCUGUCCAAAGGGCUGCUGAAAUCGAGAGAAUGGAGUUUGAAGUAUUCAUCAAGACGCCCAUUGUGAUAUUCCCUUCGGAUCCCGCCUCUUCUGCUGAUAUUCUUGUGUUGCGACUUGGUCAAAUUGAAGCCCGAAACAAAUCCGAGUCUGUCGUCAACCGAAUUUUUGCAAGUCUUCGUGGAAUCCAACUGGUGUCCAGCCUUCGUCACAACGGCGGGGUAUCUACGCUGAAAAUCAUUGAUGACAUAGACGUUUCAGCGGAUGUAGUUCAAACGAGCAAUAUUGACCGGAGAGAAGACAUCGAUUAUCCCGAUACUCAGGUUGCAGUGAAGAUUUCAGAUGUCAAGCUACAUCUUACGCAGGUCCAAUACAGUCUCCUCGUUAAGUUGGCCAGUGAAAUACUUCGAGUGUUUGCAGGUGCUCCGGAAAUGGACACUCAGGAAACUAUCACCAGCCGAUACGCUCCGCCGCUCAAAGUCGAGGAGGAGAACAAAGGCCAUUCCGAUAUCGAUCUUGAACCAGAGCUUCGGUCUUCGUCUCAGCGAGCCUGGGCGAAUGUUGACCUUGUGGUAGCCAUCAACGCUGUCAAACUGCAUCUGUACGAUGGCUCCGCAAGGUCAGAGCCACAGCUCAAAGAACAUGGUAUCGCCAGGUUUGCUCUGAAUGACAAUACUCUCCGCUACAAGCUGCUUUCAGACGGUGCUGCGGAAGUGCAGAUCGUCUUGCGAUCGUUCACGAUGAGCAAUACCAGACCUGGACACACCAAGUUCCGUGAAAUUAUACCUGCUGCCCAACACAAUAGGAACCAGUUUAUGCUCUUGUACACCACGUCUGGCGGUCGAUGUCCAUCUUCCUUGGCGGUCCUAACUGUUGAUUCUCCCAAAAUAAUCUUCGCUGUUGAUCCAAUUGUCUCCCUGCUUGAAUUCUUCAUGAGUGCCUUCUCCGCCAGUGAAAGGGUGUUGGGUUCACCGACUCAUGUCGCUGUUCAGGAAGCCCCUGAGGUGCAGAAUCGCCAAAGCUUGGACUUCAGGCUCGACUUGCAUGACGUCUCUGUCAGUGUCCUUGAAGACGAUACCGAUGCAGAAUCGCUUGCCAUUCGUUUGUAUGUUGAUCAGAUACUUUUGUCCCAGCAGGGAAUCCUAGCUCUCACUGUAAACCGACUAGGAAUGUCCCUCAUUAGUAUGGGACGAACCGUAGAAAAUGUCCGCGUUCUUGAUGAUGUAGAUCUCACCUUCUCGCUGGAUAGGCGAACCUCUUCCUUGCAGCAAAUGACGAACAUGGAAAUUUCUGCAAGGCCAAUAGUUUUCCGAGCCUCGUAUCGAGACAUCAACCUUAUCAUGUCUAUUGCAAACAAAGCUAUCGAGCGGUAUGGUAAAUCGCAACAACCUACCCCACCUAACGAGGACACCUCAAGUCGCAAUGCGUCUCUCACCUCUGCACCCCAGCCAAUGACCUCGUCGGAUUCCCAUGCACCCCCCGCAACGAUCGGGAAGGCUCGUGUCCUGAUGUCGAAAGAGCAGAUGAGAGCAUCCUUUGAUGGGUUUAGGCUGGUGCUGAUCGGCGACCUCCACGAACAACCCAUGCUCCAUCUCAAGGUCAAGCCUUUCAUCCUCGGGGCUAAAGACUGGUCUGGAGAAUUACACGCGACCACCACAAUGACCACCGCCAUUACGUAUUUCAACCUCACUAAUUCUCACUGGGAGCCUCUAAUCGAUCCAUGGACAUUGACUGUUGCCGUUACACGAGAGGGCCCCACCGGGGGUCUUGAUCUCACAUUGUCGGCGCGAGAACGCCUUGACCUCAACAUCAGCACCACUUUUGUGGAAGUGGCUCUAACAACUCUGAAUACUUGGAAUCAGGAAGGAGAACUGGUCCUUCAGAAAGCGCGAGGCUCAUAUGCACCUUAUCGCAUAAAAAAUCAGACGGGUUCCCCCAUAUUUAUCUGGUCGGAUCUUGAUAGCGCCGCCAGCACUAAAGAUGUCGAUGCUGUAAAAGUCCUCCAUGACCAAGCCAUUGAGUGGAGAUUCGACGACUGGAAGACCAUGCGCGAACAUGUCUCCUCUGGCCAACAUAACAUCGGUAUCCAAUUCAUUGAAACCCCUUGGGAGCGAUUGCGUGGCAUCCCGGUUGAUCGAGAAGGCGAAUUUGUUUAUUCAUUGCGUCCCCGCACCGAGAAAUAUCCAAGUCGCCUACUUUGCGAAGUCACCGUCGUUGACAACACAAAGAUCGUAACAAUUCGAUCUACCUACAAAGUUGAAAACGCCACACUAUAUCCGCUAGAGUUGAUGUUGGUCGACGACACUGGACAUCCGGUCUAUUCUCUUGAGAAGAUCGUCCCGGGACAGUCUUUCUCUCUUCCAAUCGAGGCUGUAACUAAGAACAGGGUUAGGCUUCAGCCUGAUCAGGGUUUCGGAUAUAAAUGGUCCCCCCCAAUUCGUUGGGAAGACUUGGUGUCGAGGAAAGGGUUCACAAUUAAGUGCCCCCAUUCGGACCCGAGGGAAGCACCAUUUCGCUUGCAAGCAUGGGUGCAGACAGAUUCCGACGAAGCGGCACCCAGGAAAUACCCCAAGAUUAAUCUCAAACUCCGUGCUCCUCUAGAAGUCGAAAAUAUGCUGCCCUACAAUCUUGAAUAUCGCAUUUACGACAAAAACACGGAUCAAAACUGGCGGAGCUACUUAAGAAAAGGGGGUGUGAUGCCUGUUCACUCUGUUGAAUUAGGCCAUUUCAUUCUCCUCAACGUUCAUCUGCAAGAUACUGCUUUCAAGGCAAGCGAGUUUGCCAUCAUCCAUACGGAUGGGCAUUCGGAUUUCGACAUCGAGACUACUUUGACUCUACGCGACCAGGCUGAAAGAAAACUCGACCUUAUGCUGAAUUACAUACGCCAUCCAGAAUCAGGUGGUGCUUUCAAAGUACAGAUAUAUAGCCCAUAUGUCGUCGUGAAUAAGACCGGCCUCCCCUUUGCCAUCAAGUCUGUUAGAUCCACUCGCGCCGGUUCUCAAGAUGUCGCUGGCACCACUCAGAUAGAUGAAUUGAUUACACCUACUCCAUUUUUGUUGUCCCAUUCUCAGAAACAAGGCCACGAAUUUAUGUUCAAAAUCGCGGAUUCAGGGUGGUCGAAGUUGGUAUCCUUUGAAGCCCCUGCUGCUGAAACAGAGCUAGUUGUUGCUUCCCAAAGGCAAAAGGCCGACGAAUUUCAUAUUGGCCUCUCCUGGGCGGAAGGGCUGGGAAAAUACAAGCUGUCCAAAGUAAUCACCCUCGCUCCUCGUUUCAUUAUCAAGAAUCAACUCCCAGAGGCCAUCGUCUUCCGAGAACACGGGGCAACCGCGAGAGAUCGCUCCCUUGUUGAACCUGGCCAACAAUGUUAUUUCCAAGCUCUGCGGAACGCAGAGGAGAAACUCCUGACGAUCGCCUAUCCCGGAUUAAACGCUAGAUGGUCGUCCGCAAUCAACAUUGAGGACAUUGGGUCGGUGUACUUCAACCUUCGUCAUCCAGUUGAGACUAGAGAGCAAGGACUAGUGAAAGCGGAUAUACGAAUCGAGGGAUCCACGAUAUUCAUAUUCAUUGGACCUGCGCCGGCGGGAUUUCCUUUCAUGAUUGAAAAUUGGAGCGAUUAUAACCUGAGCUUCCACCAACAGGACGCUGGUCAUGAUAACAUUUCUCGAGAUGCACCCGCGAAAUACUCCAUGCAACCCCAUUCAGCGAUAGGUUAUGUAUGGGACUAUCCUGCUGCGAGGGACAAGAAAAUAUUACUCAGUAUUGGAUCGGCACGACGUGCGAUCGACAUCAUGGAAAUAGGAGACCUAGUCCCAUUUAAAUUCACCGAUAAGCAAAGAAGCAGGGCAAUUUCUUUAGAUGUCCGUGCUGAUGGCCAGAAGCAAGUACUCCGUAUCACCAAUUACAAUCCAGAGCGCAGCGCAUACAAGCCUCGUCAAAGGAGCAAUUCUGUGUCAGUUUCGAGGCAGGACACCAUAUCAAGUUCCACGGAAGCCUUCGAGGCGGUGGCGACAGAGGUUAAGCCAACCUUCGCCGUUGUGGUGGAUCUGGCAGGUGUCGGGAUUUCCCUGAUCAACAAACGAAUGGUUGAAGUCAUAUAUCUGGUGAUGCGCGGCAUCAAGUUCGAAUACACCGACAGCACGGUUGCUCAAUCUUUGAAUCUAUCCUGUGGCACCUUGCAAAUCGACAAUCAGCUCCACGAAGCGAUCUAUCCUGUCGUUCUUCAGCCAACUCCCAUCGCCAAAGAAUCUUCGGCCGUUGGAGCUCUGCCUACAGUUCAGGCGUCCGUCAUAUGGCUAAAGGAUCAAGGCGAGUGGGCAAACUGUUCGGAUUCCCUUACAGUUGAGGCUGAUGAAGACCUCCUCUUUGCCAUUUACGAUCUCACAAAGAUCAAAGGCGCUUCGUGGGAAGCUGGCGUCGCGGAUGUGCUGAUACAACAUCCCGACGAUAUACCAGAGCCUAGUGAUCACUCUAUAGGUCAGGAGCUAUAUUUCGAGGUGCUAGAGCUGCAGCCCAUCAAGCUGUCCCUGUCGUUUAUGCGAACCGAACGAGUGAACAGCGACGAGAAAUUGAGUAUUCGGAAUCCUUUAGCACUGGUGGUAAAUGCUUUGACCAUGACAGUCGGAAAUAUCAACGAUGCACCUCUGGAGAUGAAUGCCCUAGCGAUCAAGGACAUGCGACUGACAAUGCCCGAGUUGCAAAGCCGGAUCACUUACCACUACAGACAGGAGGUAUUGAGGCAACUCUACCGAAUCCUCGGCUCUGCGGAUUUCAUCGGAAAUCCUGUGGGCCUUUUCUCCAAUGUUAGCUCUGGGGUUGCCGACAUCUUCUACGAACCAUUCCAAGGCGUUGUGAUGCAUGGAAACAAAGAACUAGGGAUCGGCAUUGCUAAAGGAGCUGCAAGCUUCGUGAAAAAGACCGUGUUCGGCGUCAGCGACAGUCUCACUAAAUUCACCAGCAGUGUUGGUAAAGGUUUAUCAGCUGCGACCUUUGAUUCCGAAUAUCAGGCUCGUAGGCGGAUGACGCAACGGCGCAACAAGCCUCGUCAUGCAAUUUAUGGAGUUGCUGCGGGUGGAGAGGCGCUGGCAAGCAGCGUAACAAGCGCUAUGGAAGGGGUCUUCAUGAAACCUAUCGAAGGCGCAGAGGCUGAAGGCGCUCUCGGCUUUUUUAAGGGUGUAGGAAAGGGAUUGGUCGGGGCCGUCACCAAACCUGUUGUUGGGGUAUUUGAUCUGGCAUCCAAUGUUACUGAAGGCAUUCGGAACACUACAACUGUGUUUGACAAUCCCGAAAGGGAUCGCAUCCGCCUGCCCCGGCUUAUUGCAUCAGACGGUGUUUUGCGUCCAUACAGCUCUCGUGAAGCACUCGGGCAGUCAUGGAUGAAAGACCUUAGUAAUGGCGAGUAUCGGCAAGAACACUACGUUGCCCACAUCAGAGCAGACAAUGUAAUCCUUCUGACAGCUUCUCGGAUGCUUUCCUUCUGGUCCAAAAGGCUGCGUCUAGAGUGGGAAUUGCCAUUCACUCAGAUUCAAGGAGUUACUGUCGAAGACACAGGCAUACGGUUUGCAAGCAAAGCAGGCAGGGAGCAUGACAAGUUUGCCUUCAUUCCGGAUAAAGCAUCACAAUCCUGGUUCUUCAACCAGGUGGCCUCUGUUGUAAAAUCCUUCAAUGCACGGCGGAGAAUGGACACAUAA